AUGGGUUUCGCACAUAAUAACGUCCUCCACAAAAAUCACUUCCGCAAGGAUUGGCAACGUCGGGUUCGGACUUGGUUCGAUCAGCCCGGUCGCAAACAGCGCCGCCGCGUUGCACGCAAGACAAAGGCAGGACUCCUUGGUGCUCGUCCUCUUCAACUCCUCCGCCCUGCCGUUCGUGGUCAAACCGUUCGUUACAACUCGAAGAUCCGUGAGGGUCGUGGCUUCACCUUGGCAGAGCUCAAAGAGGCCGGUAUCGGCAGGAAGAAGGCUCUCGGUCUUGGAAUCGUCGUCGACCACAGACGAAGAAAUCUCAGCGAGGAGGGAAAGGCUGUCAAUGUCGCCAGACUAAAGGCCUAUAGCGAACGCUUGAUUGUCUAUCCACGAAAGGCGAAGAAGCCCAAGAAGGGUGAUGCCACGGGUGAUGACCUUACCUGCGAGACUACGCGCACUCAGCUCGCGCUUGUAGACCCCUAUGAGCGUGAGGCACCUCGCAAGAUUACUGAUGAGGAGCGAUCAUUCGAGGCUUACAAGACUCUCCGUGAGGCCUGGGCUCGGGCUCGUCACGAGGGUGCCAGGAAGGCGCGUCAGGCAAAGAAAGACGAAGAAGAGGCCAACAAGAAGAAGUAA
Molecule: messenger RNA, 627 nt
Organism: Serendipita indica DSM 11827
Lineage: Eukaryota; Fungi; Basidiomycota; Agaricomycetes; Sebacinales; Serendipitaceae
Source: the annotation of a GenBank genome assembly